Rana temporaria (common frog) is the source of this 536-nucleotide messenger RNA. It is a transcript of the gene EFCAB10, whose product is annotated as EF-hand calcium binding domain 10. The record is from RefSeq and is a predicted model, not a curated record. The coding region runs from base 75 to 467 and encodes 130 amino acids. NCBI's taxonomy places the organism in Eukaryota, Metazoa, Chordata, Amphibia, Anura, Ranidae. Gene Ontology annotation, molecular function: calcium ion binding. The transcript has 4 exons.
CGUUCCCGCCCUCUAUUUCCUGUUUACUGGUCACGUGGUCAGUCUCCUAGUAACCACAAACGCUGAGUGAAGUCAUGGCGGCCAGCAGGGCGAUGGAAGCUGAAGAAUAUUUGCGAGAACACAAGAUCACAGAUCUGAUGAAUAAUCUGACCAGCCUUCUGCUUUACCAACAGCCAGAACGACCCCGAGAGUUUCUCAUCUCUCAACUGGAACAGCUGAAGCUUGCUAGGCUUGCAGAUUUGGAAUAUCCUUGUCUUUUUGAUGAAUCUAAUGUGGAGGCAGUUUUUGGAAUCCUGGACCCUGCUGGACAAGGUUACAUAACAGGGACUCAGUACACUGAAGCUUUAAAAACCUUGGGCAUAGACAUUGACAACUUACCUGCACCUCCGGAGAAAAUCACACUGGAAGUCUUUAAACAUGAUGUAAGAAUUCAUCUGAAAAAAAUGUGUGCGACGUUUAAGGCAUAGCUCCAUUUAACGCUCACCACCUGUUCUGAAUAUAUGUUUCUAUUUAAUAAAAAGUCUGAAUUUGUAAAA